AUGCUUUCACUACCAUUAAUUAAGAAUUUUAAAACAAUUACGCGUCCAAUAUUAAACUCUUUUGCAGGGAAAUUUACUAAUAAUGCUUCUACGCCUCCAUUACCCUCGCCUUUUUUAGCCACCUAUAAACGGUAUAAACAUUCUCACACACAAAUUUCCACACCUUUUCAUAGUCCACCUUAUGCAACUUAUUCUCCAGAACUUCCAAUAUCAAAACCGGAGGAAGGGAACAGAAGUCCAACUGCUGGAAGAACUGUUACAGUGUCUGGAAAUCCUACUGCUGGUUACAGGAGAUUAUGGGCGAUUUUGAAUUCUAAUAAGAUUCGUAAAGAGGUUCGUCGAAAUAGAUAUUAUGAGAAACCUACUGCCAAAAGAAAGAGAAUAAGGUGGGAAAUUGCCGAAGUUCGUUUUAAAGAAGCAGUAAGAAAGAAAGUUUGGUUAGUUCUUCAGAUGAAAAACAGGUCAGUAGUUCAUUGA
Messenger RNA from Diversispora eburnea, 477 nucleotides. Lineage: Eukaryota; Fungi; Glomeromycota; Glomeromycetes; Diversisporales; Diversisporaceae. The record is from the annotation of a GenBank genome assembly.